AUGCGGCUACGCCACGUCACGGCAGGUGGGCGGCGUAUCGACUGGUGCGCCGCGCGGCUGACAUUUGGCGAGGCGGCGGCGCGCUGGACCGCGAGGCAGCCCCACCGCGACACGCUCCACGGCGCCGCCCCCGCCCCCCGCCCCCGAGCACAGCAGAGGGGCGGCAGGAGGCGGCGGGCGGCCGCUGAGGUGGCAGCGCCCAGGCCUCGUGGGAUUCCUGCGCGGUCGUCGCCUCCGCCUCCGCCGCCCCCGCCCCCCGUCGGUCGCGCUCCAGUGGCGGCCCGCCCUGGCCCCCUGGUUUUUGCCCGCGGUAAACACUGUGCCGGCCACGGGCUGCGUGGCUGUGGCCGUGGCGGGCUGAUCAACAGGCGCGCCGGCACGCCCGUGACUGGCAGCUGGCCUCCAGAGGACACAGACACCUGCUGGCCGCUGCCGCCCCUGCCCCUCCCACGCCCACCAGCCACGGGCCGCUCUACUCCUCCCCCGUUAUCUCACCUCCUGAGGCGGCCGCACACCACACUUGCCCGUACUCACUGGAAGGCUGUACUGACUGGCCGUGCUGUCUCCAUGGUAGCGGCAGACGCCACACGUCUCUGUUGCGGCGCAGUAGCGAGCAGGGCGGCGACGCCUUGUACUACAACAGCGGGUCACACAACACACCAGCGACACGGCGGUGCAAGAGUCUGGACCGACGGUGAGGAGCAGUGGCAGCUGAACGGGCAGACGGAGGUCCACUGA
This is a messenger RNA of Schistocerca cancellata (South American locust), 738 nucleotides long. RefSeq lists its product as uncharacterized. The transcript has 3 exons. The record is from RefSeq and is a predicted model, not a curated record. Lineage: Eukaryota; Metazoa; Arthropoda; Insecta; Orthoptera; Acrididae. The coding region runs from base 1 to 738 and encodes 245 amino acids.